CUACCUGGGUCCCAUUUGGGUGCAGACCAAGUAAGUAAGGUUUGGGGGGGAGGCAGUGAAUGAAGUAGGAGGGGUCCUUCACUUGGGCCCACAAAUACAUUGGUCCGCUAAGACUCUGGCACACCAAACCGAACCUGACAUAAACUUUACCUUGUCAGCUACCUGAGACCUGGCUCUGCUCGCGCUCCACGUUUCCUUAUUGGUCAGUCUUUCAGCAGAGCGAGUCACAUGGUAGGUUCCUCGCAAAUCGGCGGCAACAUCCAAUGUGCAGGAGCCCUAAUUUGUGUCAAAAACAUGGGAAAUAUGAUAUCCCGUCAGCAUUGUGGGAGCCUAAAUUAUGAUGAUUGUUGGUAAUAUUCCCAGUUAAAGACGAAGUAAUAGUCCCGCGGUUCAGUGACGCUUUAGAAAGCAUCCGCCACAAAGGCGCAGGUACUGCGCAACAUUCCAGGACAACUCGAGAUGUGAUUGGCUGGAAUUUAAAUCUGCCGGCCCUUGCGGUAGGACCUGUGACGGUUAUAGGUGGGAGAGAGGGCAGGUGGCGCAGUAAGGUUACCAUUUGUUUGUGUGUGGGAUUAGAUACAGAGUGGUACAGUGACAGGGCAUUGGCAAUUCAAGCUGGUGUCAGAAUUGUUUGGGGAUCCCCAUUUCCAGGCAAUUCCCAAAGAUCUUUAGGGAUAAAGAGAUUGUGCAAUUGAUGCCACACAUUAAGUGGGACAGACCUGUUACCUGUAGAUUAGUACAGACAAGCAAUUGCUUGCGUUCCUGGUAUAGUUAGUGCACAGGUUGGCUAAAUCUAUUUUCUAGGCGUCAAGACUUGCCUCCAGCUCUCAAUUUGGCAUCUUAGCUAGGUAAUGGAAGGAGAGCAGCCCAAGCCUACUGUGGAGCUCAACUUCAAUAGUUUUGUUGUUAAAUUGUGGCGUAUUGUAAACAGCCCCCAUUACCAGUCAAUAUUCUGGGAUUAUGCUGGGAGAAAUGUUGUUGUGGCCAAGCAAAUGUUUGUGUCUGAGGUGCUUUGCCCCGAGAUACCGCACAGAGAAGAGACCGAUCCUUUCAAAACCAAAAACUUUGAGAGCUUUAUCCGCCAGCUGAACCUGUAUGGCUUCAGGAAGGUGCAGAAAUCUGACGGCAAACCCUGUUACCCAGAAGAAGAAGGUGGGGUUCACGUUUUUCACAAUCCCAACUUCCAAAAGGAACAUCCAGAAUUCUUGGUCAAUAUCAAGAGGCUGACCAGCAGUAACAAGGCCAAAAUAGCAGCAGGUCUUGAGGUGAAGUCUCGGCCAAAAAUUCGCUUAAACUUGCUAUGUACCUGUGCAGUUGGGGAGCAUAAAAAUCUGUACAGUCAGGGGCCAGAGACAGCUGAACCUAAACAUCACGCCUUGCAACAUGAAAAUCCUUCUUCAAAUCCCUCCUUCUCCCCUCCAUUUAAGCAAAUAGAUGAGACAUCUGUAUCUCAAACGACAGGGAGUAUGUAUAUGGGGUUGCUGCCAGUACAGAAUCUGUCUGCAAUGGCAGGACCAGAACAGGAGUCUAGUGCAUUUAUUUCACCCAGAGCGCCAUACCAACCUGUGCUAUGUUCAACAGGUGCAAUUCCAGGUCCAGAGAUGGAUGAACCUAAAUCUCAGAUUUUGCUACUUGAAAAUACUACUACAAAUCCCUCCUACUCCCCACCCUCAAGCAGCAAUAUCAAUUUUCCAACAACAAGGGAUCAUUGUUUGGGCCUGCUGCCAGUUCAGGGUUUGUCUACAAUAGCAGAACAGGAGUAUAGUACAUUUAUUUCACCCAGCGCCCCAUACCCACCAGUCCUCUGUCCAACAGCAUAUCUCCAGUGCUGCACAUAUCCAGCUCACCUGCACCCUCUGAUAGGCUGUGCCAGCUCCGCUGCCACCACAAGUUUACCUUAUGGCUAUUUUCAGACCCCUCCUAGGCAGUCACCAAACUCCAUGAAUAUCCUGUCCCCAAAAAGGUCUGAUCAGGAUUCAAAUGACUCCACGGAAGAUGAGAACCCUCUUAUGCAGUCUUCAAUUCCAGUGGAUUUCUUGUCCUCAAAAAAACUUGAGCUGGAUCCUGUUGACUGCAAGAAAACAGAGGCAGAUAAUACAGAGGCAUCACUUUCAUUAGCUCAAAUGCAGAAUUGGGAAAUUGGCCCCAGCAAUCAAAACAAAGGGACAAAAAGACUGUCAAACCAGGAAGUAGCACCUGACCUCUACCUCUUAGCGGAAGUCGCCUGCAGGAUGGAACGAUUGCCAGAAUAGCCGUUAUCAGAAGGAG
Messenger RNA from Xenopus laevis (African clawed frog), 2268 nucleotides. Its product is annotated as heat shock factor protein 5. The record is from RefSeq and is a predicted model, not a curated record. The transcript is spliced from 10 exons. Bases 852 to 2252 code for a protein of 466 amino acids. NCBI's taxonomy places the organism in Eukaryota, Metazoa, Chordata, Amphibia, Anura, Pipidae.